UCUGUGAUCAGCCAUUCAGGAUUUUCCCCGUCAUGUGGCACACUCCGGAUCCCAGCGCGGAUUUAGUUAGUUUGUCCAUUCUGGGUGUGUUAGCCGAAGAGGACGAUGACUUCAAACAACGGCAAUCCAGCGCGCGUCGUAAAGUUGUUGCUAGACCCAGAAACGCCCCCCUUGUCAACACCCAGGAGGAUCCGAACGGCAAUCGGCAACCGCCAUUGCAAAUCGUUUGGCGAAAUGUAUUAGUAUUCAUUUAUCUGCACGCCGCUGCCAUCUACGGCUUCUAUCUCUGUUUCACGGCCGCUAAAUUACCAACUUUAGUUUGGGCGUUUUCCUUGUUUAUUUACGGUGGCUUCGGAAUAACGGGCGGAGCGCAUCGAUUAUGGGCUCAUCGUUGUUACAAGGCGAAAUGGCCAUUACGUCUGUACGCCGCCAUAGGCCAAACUAUAUCCGUCCAGAAUGACAUUUACGAGUGGAGCAGAGAUCAUAGGGUACACCAUAAAUUUAGUGAAACGGACGCCGAUCCGCACAACGCCCGACGCGGUUUCUUCUUCGCUCACGUUGGAUGGCUGUUGUGUAAGAAACAUCCCGAGGUGAUACGUCGAGGUAAGACGAUCGAUAUGAGCGACGUCCUACAAGAUCCCAUCGUGGCUUUCCAGCGAAAGUAUUACAUCCCGUUGGUGUUACUACUGGCGUUCGCCAUGCCAGCGUUCGUGCCCUGGUAUUUUUGGGGCGAGUCGUUCAAAACGGCUUUCUUCGUCGCCGCCAUUUUUCGUUACGUUUUCACGCUCAAUGUGACGUGGCUCGUGAACAGCGCCGCUCACCUGUGGGGCAGUCAUCCCUACGACAAGGGAAUCAAUCCGGCCGAGAACAAGAUGGUUGCGUUCCUGACAUCCGGCGAAGGUUGGCACAAUUACCAUCACGUUUUCCCGUGGGACUACAAAUCGGCCGAAUUAGGUCAUUACAGCAUGAACGUGACGAAGGCCGUCAUCGAUUUCUUUGCUUGGAUCGGAUGGGCUUACGAUUUGAAAACCGUUCCGGAAAAGAUCAUUCGAAAUCGCGUCCAUCGAACGGGCGAUGGCACUCAUCCGUUCGCUUUGGAAGACAGCGAGUACACGCUGGACGACAUGACAGUUAACGAUGAUUUGUUUAGCGAAAUCGUUCCGCAAGAACGUUAGGGCAGUUUCCGUUUACACCGCUACAGGCAGCAAAAACAAUUGAAGAUGUUUCUUUGUCUUUUGUUGUUCUUUUUUUUUUGUUUGCAGUAGGCAUAGUAACCUACUUUCUGAGAACUGGAGUCGCUUUUACUAUUCCCCCUUCCCUAAGUAUUUUUUUUUUUAAACAAAUUUGCGUUUAUCUCUUUACAUUUUGAAUUGUCUGCGGGAAUCAGACUAAAUCUUCUAUGUAUACGAGGCCGUAUUCAGAUUUUAGCGGCACCUUAUGUUGGUCAUUGCCUUAUCGUUUCCCGUCAAUAUACAUUUUCUUUUUUUUUGUCUA
Daphnia carinata is the source of this 1494-nucleotide messenger RNA. Its product is annotated as acyl-CoA Delta-9 desaturase-like. The transcript is spliced from 6 exons. The coding region runs from base 33 to 1175 and encodes 380 amino acids. Gene Ontology annotation, biological process: unsaturated fatty acid biosynthetic process. Gene Ontology annotation, molecular function: iron ion binding; stearoyl-CoA 9-desaturase activity. Lineage: Eukaryota; Metazoa; Arthropoda; Branchiopoda; Diplostraca; Daphniidae. Gene Ontology annotation, cellular component: endoplasmic reticulum membrane. The record is from RefSeq and is a predicted model, not a curated record.